Molecule: messenger RNA, 282 nt
Organism: Arctia plantaginis
Lineage: Eukaryota; Metazoa; Arthropoda; Insecta; Lepidoptera; Erebidae
Source: the annotation of a GenBank genome assembly
AUGACCUCGAACUUCACUCACCCUCUGGAGAAAACUAAAGGCAAAGAAGCGAAACUACUUUCGUUUGAAACACCAAACAAUGGAAGAAAUCGGAAAAGUUGUACGUGCAUCCGCUUCACGUCGACGUAUGGUAAAGAGCGCGGCAUAUUCAGCAGCCCCGACUACCCACGCCCCUACCCGUCACACAUUGACUGCCUCCUCUACACAUUUGUGGCGGCGCCGCACGAAAUUGUCGAACUCGUGUUCACCGACUUUGAAAUACACAAGGAACAUGUCGAGUGA